Messenger RNA from Suillus paluster, 867 nucleotides. Its product is annotated as CHAT domain-containing protein. The record is from RefSeq and is a predicted model, not a curated record. NCBI's taxonomy places the organism in Eukaryota, Fungi, Basidiomycota, Agaricomycetes, Boletales, Suillaceae. The annotation marks the transcript as partial. The transcript has 2 exons.
GAUGUGGAGACACAAGCAAAGCUAGUGGAAGCUUUGAGGGAGUUGUGGGUCGACGUAGUGCAACCUGUGGUUAAAAAUCUCGCCAGAGUCGCAAAGCCAGGCUCGCGAAUAUGGUGGUGCCCCACUUCAUUCUUCAGCUUCUUGCCUUUGCACGCCGCUGGCGAAUACAGGCCCAAGAGAACAAACCUUUCGCAGCUAUACAUUUCCUCCUACACUCCAUCGCUUGUCGCACUCAUCAAGGCUCGCAAAUGUCGUGACAAGUCUCUGCUCGUGUCCUUUGCUGCCAUCGGUCAGAACCACCCACCAGAACAUAAACAUUCUUUGGCAUGUGUCGAGUCGGAACUGGACUUAGUGCAGAGCCUCCUACCCCCUUCCUCAACCAUUUCCUUUACCAAAGUCACGAGUGCUGACUCAACAAAAUCAACUGCCCUGUGCACGUUGCAAGAUAACCAUUGGGUCCAUUUUGCCUGUCACGGGUCACAAAACUUGGUGGAACCCUUCAAGUCAGCAUUUCUCAUGCGCGACGAAGAACUUCAACUUCAAGAUAUCAGCCACACGGAUCUAUCUCGGCACGAAUUUGCAUUUCUUUCUGCUUGUCAGACCGCAGUCGUAACUUCGAAACUCUUGACGAAGCAAUUCACUUGGCGGCUGGCUUACAAUUUUCUGGGGUGAAGAGUGUCAUUGGUACAUUUUGGAAUAUCGAUGACAUCACCGUGCGACGCUUAGUCGAUGCAUUCUACCAGGAGUUUUGUAGAGACGGAAAGAUGAAUUCAAAACGAGCCGCGCGAGCGCUGCACAAAGCAGUCCAGUCGUUGAAAGACUUGCCCUUGGACCAGCGCAUCGUGUUCAUGCAUAUUGGCAUAUGAU